UUAGCCCUAUCGUUCUGCGAUUGCAGCUGGAAAAUAUUUAUAAUAAUCGUGAAUUCGUAAUUUUUAUACACUUUAGUAGCAUAAAAACACAGCAACAAGAUGGGCAAAGGUUUCAACAAUUACAUGUGCAAGAAAUUCUUCCACCCCGCAUCCAGGGACAAUCUCAAAAGGGUGUGGAUGGCGGAGCAGCAGGCGGAGGCGUACAAAAAGAAACAGGAGGAGCUGCGCAAUCAGUAUGAAAAGGAGCAGAAUCUACACGAGAACAAGGCUAUGCUGAGCAAGGACAGUAAAGACAAGCUGAGUGUGAACUUCAUGUACGAGCCACCGCCAGGAGUGCGAAAGGAACGGGAAAAGGAUGACAACGAGCCGGAGUACAAAUUUGAGUGGCAGCGAAAGUACAAUGCUCCCAGAGAGUCGUACUGUAAAGGUGACACCGAGAUCCGGGACCAACCUUUUGGCAUCCAGGUGCGCAAUGUGCGCUGCCUAAAGUGCCACAAGUGGGGCCACAUCAACACGGACAAGGAGUGCACUAUGUACAGCAUUUCGAUGAGCGAGGCACGCAAACUGCAUGCGGAAACAGAGGCCAGCGACAUCAUGGCGAAGAACGUCCUGGAGGAGCAGAUGAAGGAAGAUGGUCUCAUGAUGAAACGUUCGGCCCUGGAGCUACAAAGCAUAAAGACCAUUCGACAGCAGCAUCAGCUGGUGCCUAGCGAUGGCGAGGAAGAGGCCAAUGCCCAUCCACAAAAUCCGGAGCUCGUCUUUCUUAAAUCAUUGUCCAAGAAGCAAAAGCUAAAGCUACUCAAGAAGCUGGAAAAGAUCGAACGCAUGAAGCGCAAGGGUGAGGGCAUCAAAAAACCUUCUAAGAAAAAAUCUAAAAAGAAAAAUGACGAUAAGGAUAGCAAGAAAAAGAAACCGAAAAAGGAAAAAUCAGGCAAGAAAAAAAGAAAAUCUUCAGUUAGUGAUAGUUCAGACUCCUCUUCUUCGUCGGAUAGCAGCGAUUCGGAAGAUGACCAUAAAAGCAAUCAUAAAGACGACAAAAGAAAUGGCCUUCAAAGAUCUAAAGACUCAGAACAUAGCCGUCGAAGGGAUGAAAAUAGACAUCGACGAAAUAGAACUCGCUCCAGAGACCGAUCCCGCUCGCGAUCCGUCAGCAAAGACAGGAGAAGGGAUCGCAGGGAUCAUUCACGGCGAUAGUAUUAUCUUUGUAAAACCCACCAAUAAAUUUUGUAGAUUUUAUAUCAGAUUAUAUGUUUAUAACAUAAA
Drosophila eugracilis is the source of this 1263-nucleotide messenger RNA. RefSeq names its product corepressor interacting with RBPJ 1. Gene Ontology annotation, cellular component: nucleus. Lineage: Eukaryota; Metazoa; Arthropoda; Insecta; Diptera; Drosophilidae. The coding region runs from base 100 to 1194 and encodes 364 amino acids. The record is from RefSeq and is a predicted model, not a curated record. The transcript is spliced from 2 exons. Gene Ontology annotation, molecular function: transcription corepressor activity. Gene Ontology annotation, biological process: negative regulation of DNA-templated transcription.